Molecule: messenger RNA, 3915 nt
Organism: Paramormyrops kingsleyae
Lineage: Eukaryota; Metazoa; Chordata; Actinopteri; Osteoglossiformes; Mormyridae
Product: leucine-rich repeat and fibronectin type III domain-containing protein 1-like protein
Molecular function (GO): protein binding
Source: RefSeq, a predicted model, not a curated record
UUUCUCUCCAGUGAUCUGCACAGCAAAAACUAUAAUCCAGUAUUGCCUCUAAAACCUUCGACACGUUUAGAAAAUACUUCCAUCAAUAAACUUGCGUAUGCCGGUGUACACAAGCUGUUUUCUUAAAACUACUUGGUCGUAGUGAAAUUGAAAUUACACACCAGAAAGGAUGGAUCUGCCCUUGGCAAAAGGACGUCGGACCGGGGAAGCAUGGAGUAGACCUAAACGAUUUCUUGCUUCAGUUGUCCGAGAGAGGCGUUUUAUUUGAGCUAUUGAACGAGAUAUUAUAUAAUAUACACAACUCUUUCGGGAAUCACUCCUGUUUUUUUAAUACAUCACGGACACUACUCAUGUGUUUUCUACAGUUUAAUAAAUUCGUUGUGGAUUACCACUCAAGGACAACGUAAAAGAAUAGCAGAAGACGUACGUAUAUCCCAACAGCAGAAGAAUGUAUAUUCCAAAACAGAUAUCGCAAUGCAACUAAAAUCUUUGUGGUUCGGUGUUAACUGUUCUCAGUUAAAAUGAAACAGAUAUAGAAGCUUCCUGGAACCUCUUUCGUGACGUCUAUUUUGCCUCUUUGGAUCUAUGUCUGUAAGCGCUGCCAUUUCUUUUUGUUGUCACUCGAAUUAAAGGUUUUUUGCUGGCGUUCCUUACUACUGAACACUUGGUGUUCGUUCGCCCUGGGCACCGGCGGGCGAGUCCUUCAUUAUACAACGACAGGCGCAAUUUUGGAGCUGCAUACAUCGAUUAUUGCAAUACAAAGGAGCAGUGUGACACAUUUGAAAGGUGCCCUGCCAUGAAGAUACUGUUCUUAUACCUGGCAUUGCUGGCUGCGCCCAUGUCCACCAUGCUGUGCCCCAAACGCUGCACAUGCCAGAACCUACCACCCUCCUACACUGUUCUGUGUGCUAAGACGGGCCUUCUUUUUGUGCCUCCCUCCAUUGACCGACGCACGGCUGAGCUGCGGCUAAUGGAUAAUUUCAUCACCACGCUCCAUCACCGGGACUUUGCUAAUAUGUCCAGCCUCAUACACCUAGCUCUGUCACGCAACACUAUUAGCCAGAUUAAACCCUAUGCCUUCUCUGACUUACAAGAUCUCCAUGCCCUACACCUGGAUGGCAACAGACUAACUGCCGUAGAUGAUACUCACUUCCAGGGUUUAGUCAGCUUGCACCACCUAAUCCUAAGCAACAACCAGCUACAGCACAUUACAGAGGGGGCCUUCCAGGACUUUCUGGAGACCUUGGAGGACCUUGACCUCUCUUAUAACAACUUAGUGCACAUACCCUGGGAGACAGUUGGCUUGCUAGUUAGUGUUAACACCCUCAGCUUUGAUCACAACCUUAUUGACUUUGUACCUGAAGGAAUCUUUUCCAAUCUACAUAAGCUUGCCCGCCUAGACAUGACAUCCAACAAACUGAAGAAGAUCCCACCAGACCCUCUCUUUCUGCGCAUCCCUGUGUAUGCGAAGAUGAAGGGGUCACCACUUACAGCCCUGGUGCUCAGUUUUGGUGGGAACCCACUGCACUGCAACUGUGAGCUGGUGUGGCUCAGGCGACUGACACGUGAGGAUGAUCUAGAAACAUGUGCUACACCCCGUGAACUGGCCGGAAAGUAUUUUUGGACCAUCAGAGAGGAGGAAUUUGUCUGUGAACCACCCAUGAUCACACGACACACUUCUAAAAUGUUUGUCAUGGCAGGCCAGGAGGUAAGCUUACGUUGCAAGUCAGUGGGUGACCCAGAACCCACUAUACACUGGGUAAACCCAGAAGGAAAGCUAAUUGGCAACACCUCACGAACUAUUUCCUAUGACAAUGGUUCCCUGGACAUUUUAGCCACCACCGUGAAAGAUUCCGGAAUCUUCACCUGCAUUGCUUCCAAUGCAGCGGGUGAGGCCACCACCCCUGUAGAGUUAGUGGUCAAUCCUUCACCCCACUUCGACCCCAAACUGCAACCUGAGCUGGGCCCAUCAGAUAUCCCUACCUCUAUCAAGUCCAACACCAGCAGCAGCCAUCCCUGGCCAGACCAACAACUGGUCCGUGUUUCCGAGCUUAGCUCCUCCUCUGCUACCAUCCACUGGCCACCCCAGAGUCACAUCCCAGGCCUGCGAAUGUACCAGAUCCAGUACAACAGCUCCGCAGAUGACAUCCUCAUUUACAGGAUGAUUCCCGCUUCACAUAAGCUCUUCCUGCUGAGCGACCUGGCGUCCGCGCGGGACUAUAAUCUGUGCGUGCUGGCUGUGUACGACGACGGAAUCACCGCCCUGACAGCCACCCGUCUCGUUGGCUGUGCGGCCUUCACCACAGAACAGGAGUAUCGCCAGUGCCGUUCCAUCCACGACCAGUUCCUGGGGGGCACCAUGAUUAUAAUCAUCGGUGGCAUCAUCGUGGCCUCCGUGUUGGUCUUCAUCUUCAUCCUCCUCAUGAAGUACAAGCUCCACAGCAAUCACCACAAACAGAAGGCGGCCAAAGUAAGCAAUGUGUGCUUACAGACCAAUGGGAGCCGCGCUGGGGGGUUCCCACCCUCGUCAUCUUCUGCAAGUUCAGCUACCAAGACCCCUGCAAGAACGACCAGCUCCAGCAGUGAGAGGGUGCCACACGACCCCCUGCAGACAAAAGAGGACUAUGACUGCCCUGUUAAAGGGACUACAGUGGUGGAUAUGAACCUAGAUUACAAGACAGCCGCUGCAGAUGACACUGUCUCACAAUAGCACAGGGACUGACCACUUCCUAUCUCCUGGUGCUCAGGUUCACUUGCCUUACAGAGGAUUUUAUCUUGUUCAAGGUGAGCUUGGUACAAACGUGCACCUAUAACAUCUGUGGUCAUGCGGAUUAACAGGACUGUUUUCACUGACUAAUCGGUGUGAAUUCACACAAUUAUCAGUAAGGUAGCUGUGCUAAAUAAGUGCCUUAUUUGAAUAUCAAAGACCCUACAAUAUUUAGGAUGGUGGAAGCAGUGCUGCCGGUCAGAUUAUGAGGUGGUAAGGUGGUGGUGUUCUGACUUUUGCUUGUUUUUGAGUUACCAAAUUGAACCAGGAUUCUUUUUCACAUUGUUUGUGAAUUGAACAGUCUAUUCGAGUCUGUCAGGUUUUAUCAAAAUUGUGAUUCUCAUAACCCAUGGCCAUGGAUGUGUCUUGAAUGAUGUAAGGCAAAUCAGAGCUGUUCCAGUUUCUUUAUGGCAUAUUCUUCAUAAAAUGCUGACCACUGUUUUUUUUUUCAUAAAACUAUAAAAUAAUUGUCAGAGCCUUUACUCUUAAGAUACUUGUUUAUUAAUAUGAGAGAUAUUGUGAAAUGUUAAACAGGUUGGACACAUAAUAGAUUAAAACCAAUAUAAAUAUAUUUCUCUUGCCAUUAUCUUAUUCGUUGAUCAGUGUCUGUGUAAUGAUUUUACUGCACUGAAAUGAGUCACAUGCAGAGUGGGCUAAAGUAAAUAAUCUCUUGCCGUACUCGACUCACGCCCAAAAUACACACGUUAAAGUCUGAGUUUCUAUUGUUUAUUUGAUGUAGAUGCUGUUAAGUCCUGUCAGGUCUAAAACUUUGGAAAAUUUGUAAUAAGAUGAUGAAAGAGGCAAACGGACAGGCUUGCUAUUAGAGAUGGUCAAAGAAUGGAUUGUCUGGUACAUACUUUACAAGAGACAAGCAGAGUAAUUUCAGUACUUUGAAAGUGAGCUAUAACCUCUCUCAACUGCCAGAACUGGGUAAAAGCCAGGAAGACAUCACUGCAGUUCUUUGUAAUUGGAGAGAAUUUGUAUGUACUUUCAAAGAUAUGGUUUGCAUUUAUGUAAAUAAAAUAUAGUCAAAUUUCAAUGUAGUUAAGAGCACAGUUUAAUUGCAUGAGACCCUCUUUUAUUUUUAAUUUUUGUAAGAAUAUAAGAAUUGUAAGACUGAUUUACAAUUACAGAUGUCUAAUUUUUAA